Messenger RNA from Electrophorus electricus (electric eel), 1461 nucleotides. It is a transcript of the gene ccnd2b, whose product is annotated as cyclin D2, b. The record is from RefSeq and is a predicted model, not a curated record. Lineage: Eukaryota; Metazoa; Chordata; Actinopteri; Gymnotiformes; Gymnotidae.
CAAUAAAUAUAUACUUUGACAAAAGGUGUACAGAAAAAAAAAAGGUUUUACAACGUGGACCGUCACAAUUGACGGGGAGGAGGAGCGGACUAACCUCGCCUAUUGGGUGGUCAUGUAUGCUAGUUGAAAGUCCUGUGUGCAUGAGUGAUGUACCCUUCUCACCAGGAUCUGAAGCCUCUGUGGUGCUUCCCCACUUAGGCAACGAAGGUAAAAGUAUAGAGGAAUGUAGAUAUGAUCAGGUAAAGGGGAAACGCUGCGAGGCAGGACAACGUCGGACAGUCCUGCGUAAACCCUGAUGCCUGUGUCGAAAGUGUGCUGCUGCUUUUUCCUCUCCCACCUACUCAUGCCACAGUCAUUUUGAGGACCUGGCCAGGCUUCUUAGUGAAAACGUGUCAAACUCAAUAUGGAUCUAUUUUGCCUUGAAAAGGAACCGACUAUCAGAGCGCAGCGAGACCCCAGUAUUUUUUGCGAUAACAGAGUGUUGAAGAGCCUGUUGACAGUAGAAGACAGAUUUUUACCCCAGGGACCUUAUUUUGAACGUGUGCAGAAGGAUAUUAAGCCCUUUAUGAGGCGAAUAGUUGCUACUUGGAUGUUGGAGGUUUGUGAAGAAGAGAAGUGCGAUCAAGGCGUUUUCCCACUGGCUGUGAACUACCUGGACAGAUAUCUUGCUGCAGUUCCCACAAAGAAAUGCUAUUUACAGCUUCUAGGGACUGUUUGUCUGUUCCUGGCAUCCAAGAUGAAAUCAUGCCAGCCGUUAUCUGCGAAGAAACUGUGUCUUUACACAGACAACUCUAUCACAAUUCAAGAGUUGCUGGACUGGGAGCUGGUGGUGCUGGGAAAAUUGAAGUGGAACAUGGCAGCUGUCACCCCUUAUGACUUCAUAGAACAUAUCCUGUGCAAGCUACCCUUACCUGAGGACAGGGUGCUGCUGAUUCGUAAACACGCACAAACGUUUGUCGUCCUUUGUGCUACUGAUCACAACUUUGCGAUGUUCCCCCCCUCGAUGAUCGCUACAGCGAGCAUCUGCGCAGCCGCGUGUGGACUCCAGCUGGACCGGGUGGAGGACAACGUCUGCAGGCAUGGCCUGACUGAGCUUUUGGCCAAAAUCACCCACAUCGAAGUGGACUGCUUGAAGUCAUGUCAGGAGAAGAUUGAGCAGUUGCUGGCCAGCAGCCUCAGAGAAAGUCAGCAGCACAAACAUAAGGAGGGUGGGGCAAUUUGCAAGGAAGCGGAGUCUCAGAGCCAGUCAUGCACACCUACAGAUGUUCGUGACAUCAACUUAUGAUGUUACUUUGACCCCAGAACUACCACAAUUCCUCAAGCUGAAAUUUUUAUAUUUAUAUUUUAUUAUAUUGCAUAGCCUGUGAAAAGAUACAGAGCAACAAAACAUAACAUAUAUAUAAAAUGCACAGCCGAAAUUUCAAACAGUAAUGAAUCUUUACAAAAAAAAAACAAAAAAAA